GAUGUAUUUGAGCAGGAGGAGAGGGACAACGAGCUCCGCAAACACACUGAGCGAGAGCUCCAUGAGUCUAACAGGAAGCUGAAGCAAAAGCUUGACGCUGAGAAGAAAGCUGCUGCUGCAACAAGGAGAAAGGAGGCUGCUGAGCGAGCACAGCUGAAGCGUGAGGAAGCAGCUGCACGCAAAGCUGAACGAGAGCGUCAAAAGCAAGAGCGCGAUGCUGUAGAAGCUAUACAACUGACCCAAAGAGGCAAGCGGAAAGCUUCACAGUCUGCAGCACCUAGAAAGAAGCAGAGUCGUGGUGCUGCAGCUGCCCGUAGUUUUUGUGUUGCUACGGCGCGUUCCCCAACCCCUCCACCUACAUACAACAGCCGUGGCCGCAAAAUCGCCCCACGCAAAAAGUUUGAGCUAGGGAAUUAA
Molecule: messenger RNA, 417 nt
Organism: Bipolaris zeicola 26-R-13
Lineage: Eukaryota; Fungi; Ascomycota; Dothideomycetes; Pleosporales; Pleosporaceae
Exons: 1
Source: RefSeq, a predicted model, not a curated record